UGCAUUUAGUACACAUUGAGAAGGUACUGGUUGAUACUGAUAGAUGUGUUGUAGAUGCAUCAUGCGUGGUUAAUAUUAUUAGCUUUUGUUAAUCAGGAUUUUAGUUGAUUAGUUUUUCUUUAUUUUGCUGUGAUAAUAGAAAAAUGAAGAAAGAAAAAACAGGAGAUAAUAGUCGUCCAUAUAAAUUAGCUCACCAAAUAUUAAGCUUAACAGGAAUAAGCUUUCAAAGGAAAAGCAUAAUUGGUUUUGUUGAAUUAACAAUUAUUCCACUUCGAGACACAGUAAGGUUGAUAAAACUCAAUGCCAAACAAUGCAGAAUAUAUAGAGUGUGCUUAAAUGAUUCUUAUGAAGCGCCUUUUCAAUAUUUUGAUCCAUUCUUGGAUAUCUGCCAGGGGGAUAGUAAACAGCGUUCCUUGGAGUUUUUCUCGAAUAUGCAUUUAGCAGCGGCUCAAAAAGUUGAUCCUGAUAACAAUGCUGGUGAAUUAGUGGUUCAAAUACCACCAGAAGUAGCUCAUUUGGUCGCAGAAGGUAGAAAAUUAAGGAUUAGCAUUGAAUUUUCUUUGGAACAACCACAAGGAGGUGUACAUUUUGUUGUACCUAACUGCGAAGGAACUUUGGCUGAGAGAGGUGCACACAUGUAUACAUACAGCUACGAAAAUUCGUCCAGAUUAUGGUUUCCAUGUGUUGAUAGUUUUGCUGAACCAUGCACUUGGAAGUUGGAAUUUACUGUCGAUGAUUCAAUGACUGCGAUUUCCUGUGGAGAUCUAAUCGAAGUUGUCUAUACACCUGAUAUGCGUAGAAAGACAUUUCAUUAUGUACUCAAUACACCCGCAUGUGCUCCAAAUAUUGCACUGGCAGUUGGGCCUUUUGAGAUCUUUGUGGAUCCUUAUAUGCACGAAGUAACUCAUUUCUGCCUGCCUCAACUUUUACCAUCUCUAAAAGUGUCCGCGAAAUACUUGCACGAGGCAUUCGAAUUUUAUGAAGAGACUUUAUCAAAUCGCUAUCCAUACUCUUGCUACAAGCAGGUCUUUGUUGAUGAAAUAGAUGAGGAUAUAAAUGCAUAUGCUACUAUGAGCAUUUUAAACACAAAUUUGUUGCAUUCUACUGCAAUUAUAGAUCAAGUAUACAUCACUAAAUUGGCAAUGGCGCAAGCUGUUGCAGAACAAUUCUUUGGAUGUUUUAUAUCUAUGCAAAAUUGGUCCGAUACUUGGCUAUCUAAAGGUAUCUCUACUUAUCUAACAGGACUAUAUGCCAAAAAAUGCUUUGGUAACAACGAAUACAGAGAGUGGAUUCAGUCUGAAUUGCAAGAAGUCGUGAAAUACGAAGAACAGUUUGGUGGCAUAAUACUAGAUCCGUCUCAAGCACCAGCACCAUUGCCUAUCGCGGCCAAUACUCCAGCGCCUGCUCCUCGAGCUCCCGACCCCGGAUUUUAUUUUCCUAUUAGAAAUUUACAUACAAUGUCUCCAAAAUACAUUGAAGUUCUCCGCAAAAAAGCACAUCUAACCAUGAGAAUGCUAGAACAUAGGAUUGGCCAGGAGUUGUUGCUCCAAGUGUUCAAUAAACAGUUGUCCCUAGCGGCCAAUGCCGCGCAACAAAAGAUCGAAUCUGGCUUAUGGUCGCACAUGCUAAUUAGUACAAAUGUAUUUGCUAAAGCAAUCUUUACAGUAACAGGAAAAGAUAUGUCAGUAUUCAUAGAUCAGUGGGUGCGGACAGGCGGUCAUGCAAAAUUCAGCUUAAGUUUUGUAUUUAAUAGAAAAAGAAACACGGUGGAAUUAGAGAUCAAACAGGACACCACGCAUCAAAGAGGGAUCAGAAAAUAUGUAGGUCCAUUAGUGGUUAAUAUUCAAGAACUGGAUGGAACUUUUAAGCACACUUUACAAAUUGAGGGCACAAUGGCUAGAGCAGAUAUCACAUGCCACAGUAAGAGCCGUAGAAACAAGAAGAAAAAGAUUCCACUGUGCACCGGCGAGGAAGUUGACAUGGAUCUCUCCGCCAUGGAUGAUUCUCCAGUAUUGUGGAUUAGGCUUGAUCCAGAAAUGACAAUUAUGCGUGCGGUGCAAAUUGAGCAACCCGAUUAUCAGUGGCAAUAUCAACUGAGACACGAGAGAGACGUCACGGCGCAAUUGGAAGCGAUCGUGGCUUUGCAGCAUCAUCCAACGCCUGCCACACGAUUGGCGUUGACCGAUACUAUAGAAAAUGAACAUUGUUAUUACAAAGUUAGACUUCGUGCUGCACAUUGUUUGACGAAGGUAGCUAACGACAUGGUAGCAACAUGGGUCGGUCCACCGGCUAUGUUGGCUAUAUUUAGGAAAUUAUUUGGAUCUGCGUCGUGCCGGCGAAUUAUUAAGCAAAACAACUUUUCAAAUUUUCAACAUUACUUCCUGCAAAAGACUAUACCAGUUGCUAUGGCGGGAAUACGCAAUGCGCAUGGCAUUUGUCCACCAGAAGUACUAGCUUUCCUACUGGAUCUAUUUAAAUAUAACGAUAACAGUAAAAAUAGGUACUCCGACAAUUAUUACAGAGCUGCGCUGAUAGAAGCUCUUGGUGCAACUGUAACACCAGUUAUUAGCGUACAACAAGGAACGGCUAUCACAGCUGAGUCUUUGUCAGUCGACACAAAGGCCAUUCUGGAGGAAGUUACGAGAAACUUGAACUUGGAAAAAUUAUUACCCUGCUACAAAUAUACCGUCAGCGUAACUUGUCUUAAAGUUAUACGUAUCCUUCAAAAGUUCGGUCACCUUCCAAGCAAUCCUCAUCUUUUUAGAGCAUAUGCAACAUACGGACAAUUUAUCGAUAUACGAAUUGCAGCGUUGGAAGCGUUAGUUGAUUUUACUCGCGUGGACGGUAAGUGGGAAGAUUUGGAAUUCUUGUUGGACAUGGCGGAAACGGAUCCACAUCCUGGUAUACGCCACAGACUUGUACGGUUGAUGGUAGAGAAUCCACCGUUUGAGAAGGCCCAUAAACACCGCUUGGACAAACCAGAUCUAGUCGAUCGUAUAUGGAAUUUGAUCAACGGCAUGUUAUCGCACGACGCAAAACUGCGUUGCGAUUUAGUAGAUUUGUACUACACUUUGUACGGUACAAAAGUCCCGUUUUGUCUUCCUAAUCCCGAACUUGUAGCGAUCACAAAGCCCAAAAAGAUUGGUCCACAAAGUCCGGAACAUGAAGUCAAAAUUGCAGCGAUACAACAUGUAAGACACGAAUCGGUCGAGGAAGUUGAGAACUUGCCCAUAUCGAACAAAAGGAAAGCGUCUCCAAUUAGAGAUCCUCCGGGUCCAUCAAACUUAGCAGAACAUGGACCAGAAGUAAAACGACAAAAGUCAACGAACAAUCAGGAUGAACGGGGUAUUCCAAUACCCUGUGAAGGGAAAGUAAAGUCAGAAUAUUACAGUGAUAAUUCCGCAUCAUUGCCUGGUAUUAUGGGAACUGCGGGUCCUAUAGGUUUUGAACCAGGAAUGUUUAAAAAGGAGUCAGAAGAGCAUAAACUUAGCGAUUCUACCAAUAAGGUAUAUACGAAAAAGAAAGAUAAGAAAAAACAUAAACACAAACACAAGCAUAAGCACGAUCAUAAGCACAAUAAGGAUAAGGAGAAGAAGGAAAAGGAUAAAGGCAAAGAUAAGGAUAAAGACAAAAAUAAAGACAAGGAUUCUUCUGCUUUGAAAGUAAAGGAUGAGACUCUUAGUUCAGCUAGUUCCAGUCAAAGUCCGGAACCAACUGUAACUAAUGAAUUUCUUUUUCCUUAAGAAAUCAAUUAUUAAUUUAUUUAAAUUAAAAUUUUUUUAUUAUGAUUAUUGUAUAUUUUACUAAAUUUUUAUACGAUUAAAGUGUUACAAACAGAAUGUAAUAAAUAAUGCAAUUCGUAAUACAAGUAAAAGCAAUAAGACAUAUAUU
Messenger RNA from Linepithema humile (Argentine ant), 3891 nucleotides. Lineage: Eukaryota; Metazoa; Arthropoda; Insecta; Hymenoptera; Formicidae. The record is from RefSeq and is a predicted model, not a curated record.